This is a messenger RNA of Cuscuta campestris, 1461 nucleotides long. The record is from the annotation of a GenBank genome assembly. NCBI's taxonomy places the organism in Eukaryota, Viridiplantae, Streptophyta, Magnoliopsida, Solanales, Convolvulaceae.
ACCCAUUCUUUUGUGUUGUGUGACUAACUAAAGAAGAAAAAAAGGGAAGGAUAAGGCAGAAACUUGAAGAGGAGAAGAAUGGGUAGUAGCCAAAACGCAGGGAAAAGGAAGAAAAAAAAGAUUUUCCGCCACACUGUGCAGCAGCCUCGUUUUCAGUCCAGAUCGAAGGCCAAACGAAGUCUGAUCGUGCUCAAAUUUUAGUAUGUUGUUCCUCACAUACUCCUCUUCAAAUCCAAUGCUUCGUUUCUCGUUUUGAUGCCCGGAAGAUGGUUUUCUUGCUGCGUUUUCAGACUUGGGUUUUUGGGAGUUUUUUACUCUAUUUUAUGGUGAAUUGUUGAUUGUUGUUGUUCCAAGGUUGCUCCUUGAUGAUUGUGUAUGCCUCUAGUGUUUACUAGAGAGGAGAACUUGUUGUACCCACUUGGUUCUUGGUGAUUAGUGGAAGUUUGGGUGCUGUUGUUGAGCGGCCGUGGUUUUCUCCCCGAUUUGCGGUUUCCACGUAAAUCAUGUGUUCUUUAUUUUUAUUUCUGUUUCUAUUUAUGUGGUGGUGCUGCUGUUUUUUCGAGUAUAUUGUGCUUUGUUGUUCAUCUCAUUAAUUUGGGAAAAGAUUUUAUACGCUUCCGUUGUGUUUUGUUCCGUGCUUCCCCAACAAAGUGGUAUCGGAGUUUGAUUAUUUUUGGUUGGCUUCUUGUGCUGUUUAUGAUGGAUGACAAAGUAAUUGUUCAAGGAAUGGUGUUGAUGAGAAAGCUUGGACUACCUUGAACCGGAAAGCUAUUGCAUCAAUAGACAAUAUGUUUCUUUAAGCGUGUUGUAACAUGUUGCUAAUGAAACUAAUGCUUUUGAGAUGUGGAAGAAACUUGAAUCCAUAUACGAGAGGAACAAUGCUAUGGGAAAAGCUUCUUUGAUUAGGAAGCUUGUUAAAUUGCAAUACAAAGAUGGUGAUAGCACUGUGGUUCACAUGAAUGAGUUUCAAGGUGUGGUAAACCAACUAGCCAGAAUGAAGAUGAAAUUGGAGGAUGAACUUCAAGCUUUGUUGUUGGUUUCCUCAUUGCCCAACAAUUGGGAUACAUUCGUGGUUUCACUUAGCAACUCUACUCCGGAUGGCAAGAUGACUAUGGAAAUGGUCAAGGCUAGUCUUUUGAAUGAAGAGGCUAGGAGGAAAGAAUAAGGUUACCCUAGCCAAGCCGAAGCAAAUGUGAUUCCAGAAUCUUGGAGGGGGAGAAGCAAGAGCAGAAAUCCUCAUUACAGAGACAAGUUUAGGAGGAGAUCCAAAUCCAGAAAGAGAGAUUUCAUUUGCCAUUAUUGUAGAAGCCGUGUCACAUUUGUUAGACGCCUCACACACCUCUAGAGGGGGGGUGAAUAGAGGUGUUGCCCAAAAGACCAGGUUUUUUUGCGCGGAAAUGUUCUUCACGAAUAUUCAAUAAAAACAAUGCACCACAAACAAAAUAAAUUGAAGGAUAAGAG